Messenger RNA from Dreissena polymorpha, 5141 nucleotides. Its product is annotated as serine/threonine-protein phosphatase 6 regulatory ankyrin repeat subunit B-like. The record is from RefSeq and is a predicted model, not a curated record. Gene Ontology annotation, biological process: intracellular signal transduction. The transcript is spliced from 6 exons. Bases 168 to 890 code for a protein of 240 amino acids. Gene Ontology annotation, molecular function: protein binding. Gene Ontology annotation, cellular component: nucleus; cytoplasm. NCBI's taxonomy places the organism in Eukaryota, Metazoa, Mollusca, Bivalvia, Myida, Dreissenidae.
AUGAUAAAUAUUUCUCUUUUAAUCCUGCCGCUGACUACAUAAUUUUCGGGCGGUGUCCAAGUAAAUAAAUCACUUCCUGCAAAUGUUGACAUAAAACGCCAAAAAGAGCAGCUGCAGUACCGUUUUAGGAAUCUUGGAUUUUACGACAGCAAGCAUGGACAUGACCAAUGAUGGGUAUAAAAGCUAGCAGCCUAAUGUGGUGUGAUUACAGUACUGUAUUAGCCCAGCAAAACAAGGAGCCUACUUACUUCUAUUGCUAUCAAGUGCCACCUCCGAGUUAUAACCACAACUGGACAGACCUGCAUUAUGCGGCCAGCCAUGGAAAUGUCAGAAGAAUCCAUGAGAUCAUUCAUAAACAUGGCACAAUAAACAUAGACAAAAAGGACUAUUACGGCAAAACUGCACUCUACUGGGCAGCCUACAAAGGCCACAGUGCCUGUAUAGCAGAACUAAUAAAGUUUGGUGCCUCUGUCAACGUAAAAUGUCGACAUGGUGGAACCCCACUGCAUGCUGUCGGAAGCUUGUAUCCAAACUGUGCCUUAUUGUUGAUCAAGAAUGGGGCUGAUGUGAAUGCUCAAGACAACUGGGGUGUGACACCAAUGUACCAAGCAGCUUCCAGUGGUCAGGUUGCAGUCAUAGAGUAUCUGUUGGCUGCGGGAGCUAAACUUUCCUUUAAAAAUAUGAAAACUGGUGACAUUCCUAAAGAGCUUAUGAAGUAUCCAGAAUUUUGUGAUAGGCUUGUGACAAUGUCUCAGAAUCCUAGUUCCCUGCAGCAGUUGUGUCGAGCAAAGAUCCGAAAUCACAUAAAUGGCAACCCUGUUCACAGGGUCGGAGAAUUAGAGGUGCCACGUCAGUUGAAAGAUUACAUUUUGUUGAAUGAGUUUAAUUGAGCUUUUAUUUAUUAUAUUUUUUUAUGGGCUUAAGUUAGUUUACCCACUUGUAGAUCAAUUUCAUGAUUGUUUUAAAGGAGAAUCUGUAAUUAAUAUUUAUAUUUCCAUCAAAUGGUGGUUAUUUACUUGGCUAUUUAGUAAAUGUUGCAUUGUAUUUAUUGCAGACUUAAUAUAUUUGUUAAACAUUGAAUACAGAUAUUUAAGUUGAUUUGCACUGUCACCUUUAACUCCCAGGAAAUGUUUUGAAAAAUGUGUAUAGCAUAAUGCCUUGGCUGAAAUAUUUUAUCUGCCAAAUCACCCCUGGGAUUGUUGAGAAGUGGCCCUUUAAUAAUAUGAAAUGGGCCUUCAUGUGCAGUUCCAACUGUUACAAUCAAUGUUUUGCAACAAAAUGUUUCUCUAGAUAUCUAAAUCAAAUUGUUUACCUAAAUAAUUGUGGAGUUUUUGUCCUUGAAUUAUAAGCAUUAAACCCUGCCAUUUUUAUCAGAAAUAAGCCUUGGUUGCCAUUUCCACAUGAAAUUAGCUUUGGUUGCCACAUCCAACUGAAAUAAGCCUUGGUUGCCAUAUCCAACCGGAAAAAGCCUUGGUUGCCACAUCCAACUGAAAUUAGCCUUGGUUGCCACAUCCAACUGAAAUAAGCCUUGGUUGCCAUUUCCAACCAAAAUCAGCCUUCGUUGUCAUUUCCAUCCGAAGUAAGAAUUGGUUGGCAUUUCCAUUUUCUAAAUUAAACAGUUUAUAAAAAAUGUACUCUUUAGGUUCUUAUCUCUACGAUCAAAGCUUGUUCCUUGUGACUUUUUACUUAAGGGGGCAUAUCUGUUUUAACAACAGGUGGGUCUGUUCAAUUUGUUAUUUAAUGGGACAUUUAUGUUGUUGUUUUUUAAAUAAUGGAUGUAAAUGCAAAUUUCAGUGUAUCCUACUUUUAUUUUUAAUUAUGUGUAAUUUUAAUUUUGGAUAAUUUUUAUGAUCUCAUAUCACAAUAAAUAUUUAUUAAAGUAAUUAAUUAAGCAAUCGUUAUUGUGUGGUAUUAAAUAUUCAAUUGUCAAAAAUGUGUUCUAUUGUGUUCAUGGACAUUGCUUGAAUUUUAAAAUGAUAAAUACAUGUACACACUUGUUGUAAUACCGGUAGUUCACUUUGUUUACUAGAAAACAAUGUGAUACUGAACAAUCUGUUAUCAAAUGCACCUAUUUUAAACUAAAAGAAAAAUAUAUAAUUAUGGUUGACUGUUUUCUUGUUGUGUAUUUCAUGACAAAUGUAUUUCAAUCACUAUCAUAGAUGCAUGUUCAUGGUAAUGUUAAUGGUUUUUAUUAGCUCACCUGUCAUGAAGUGACAUGGUGAGCUUAUAUGACCAUGUGAUGUCCGGCGUCCCUAUGUGUGUGCGUGCGUGUGUCCGUCAACAAUUUGUUUGUGUAGACAGAAGAGGUCACAGUUUUCAUCCAAUCUUUAUGAAAUUGUGUCAGAAUGUUUAUAUUGAUGAAAUCUGGGUUGGGAUUGUAUUGGGUCAUCUGGGGUCAAAAACUACGUCACUAGGUCAAAAACUUGGUCAAAUAAUAGAAAAACCUUGUGUAGACAAUAGAGGUUGCAGUUUUCAUCCAAUCUUUAUGAAAUUUGGUCAGAAUGUUUAUUUUGAUGAAAUCUGGGUUGGGAUUGUAUUUGGGUCAUCUGGGGUCAAAAACUAGGUCACUACAUCAAAAACUAGGUCAAAUAAUAGAAAAACCUUGUGUAGUCAGUAGAGGUCACAGUUUUCAUCCAAUCUUUGUGAAAUUUGGUCAGAAUGUUUAUCUUGAUGAAAUCUGGGUUGGGAUUGUAUUUGGGUCAUCUGGGGUCAAAAACUAGGUCACUAGGUCAAAAACUAGGUCAAAUAAUAGAAAAACCUUGUGUAGACAGUAGAGAUCACAGUUUUCAUCCAAUCUUUAUGAAAUUUGGUCAGAAUGUUUAUCUUGAUAAAAUCUGGGUUGGGAAUGUAUUUUGGUCAUAUGGGGUCAAAAACUAGGUCACUAGGUCAAAUAAUAGAAGAACCUUGUGUAGACAAUAGAGGUCACAGUUUUCAUCCAAUCUUUAUCAAAUUUGAUCAGAAUGUUUAUCUUGAUGAAAGUUGGGUUGGGAUUGUAUUUGGGUCACUUGGGGUCAAAAACUAGGUCACUAGGUCAAAUAAUAGAAAAACCUUGUGUAGACAAUAGAGGUCACAGUUUUCAUCAAAUCUUUAUGAAAUUUGGUCAGAAUGUUAAUCUUGAUGAAAUCUGGAUUGGGAUUGUAUUUGGUUAGUCAGGUGAGCGAUUCAGGGCCAUCAUGGCCCUCUUGUUUAAUAUGGUAUUGUUAAUUAUGUUAAAAAUGAUACCACAAAUUCCUGAUGUACAUUCUGUUUUUGUGUGAAAUAUCAAACAAUCAGUAUUGUUUAAAAUUGUAAGACACACUGGCAUGUUCUGUGACUUCUGAUAGUUACUUGUACAUGUUUAAAUGAACCUCUUCUAGUUUGUUAAUGCCCUGCGGAAAAGCAUGAGGGGAUAUGUUACACAAAUACCCUUCGUCUGACCUUCAGUUUGCUCAUAACACUUUUAUGUCUGCUCCUGUACCCUUUGACAUAUUUUCAUAAUUCUUCCCUCAAAUGUUAAGGGCUUUGAGACAAUGUGCAAAAGGCAUAAAUCUUGGUUGGCUCAAGACAAAAGUCCUACUUCAUGGUCAAACGUUUGAGCCUCAAAUUUUGUGUCCAUUCAAUACUAACAUGUUCUAUACCAUUUGCAGGAAUUUCAUAAAACUUGGCUUUUAUGUUUAGGUAAUUUAGUUAAUACAAAUGUAAUCAGAAAGUCAUGAGUCAGUGAUGCUGGCACAAGGUCAAGGUCACAUUUGAAGGUCACGAGGUCACUGUAGCUAUGGUGUCCAUCUAGCGACUGGGAGGUCACCGGUUCAAUUCCCACUGUGGCAGCAUUCUUAAGAUCUUCCCUCAUAGACACCAAGUACUGGUUCUAGGCCCAGGAAACGGACUGAAGAGCGUUUCAAAUAAGCCUUAGGCUUUCUAUGCAAUCGAGCUAAAAUAAAUACAUGUAGGUUUAAACUAAGGUCAGGAGUUCGAGCUUUUAUUUACAUUCCCUGCCUAUAUCUCUUAUUCCCUUUAAAACAUUGUUAAAAUGUUGACAUCAGUGAGAAGAUGUGCAGGAGAAAUUAGUAAGGUCACAGGCUGAUGGUCAAGGUAACAAUUGGAGGUCAAAAUUAGAGCCUCCAUUUUUGUGUCUGCCCACUUUCCUUCAACAGAUUUCUUUGAAAUGUGCCUUACAUAGUAUGGUGGAUGAGACAUUGUCUCAAUGUCCAGAACUUACGAGUCAGUUCUGACGGUUCAAAUUAAGGUCAUACCUUAAGGUAAUAAGUUUGAGCUUCCGUUUUUUUGUGCGCUUAAUAUCCUUUGAAGGAUUUUCAUUAAAUAUGACCACAACGAUACGGUCAGUGAGACUAAGUUCAGAAAGCAUGUGUCAGCCACGUUUGCUCAAGGAAAAGGUCGCACCUAAAGGUUAAAUACAAAUGUACUUUACUCUUAUUUUUUUUCUAUCUGUUUCAUAUCUCCUAUACUAAUUUUAAAAGUAUUUACUUGAAAGGGUAAUGUAAAUGAGAUGUUCAGAAGUCUUGAGUCAGUCACCCUAGCUCCAAGUCAAGAUCACCACUUCAAGAUCAAAAUAAUCUUGGUUGUAGCUUUCUUUUGGACUGCCUUGUUUUAUCACAGCCAGGCAUUUCCAUAUAGUUGUAAAAUACCCCUACGCUUAAAAAAACAAUAAAAGGCAAUUGACAUUGCAAUUCAUAUUGAAAUUUUCCCUGUACAAUUAUGUUUGUUGUCCAAAUGAUUUAUGUGACCCGCAAAUCCCAAAUAGUUAAGUCUCCUCUUAUAAUACAUCUGGGCCCCUAGAUAUUGUGGACACCAUUAAUAAACUUAUAAUUGUCCAAAUUACUUUUAAAGUUUUAAUUAAACACAUUUUUAUUUAAGUUGGUUCUAUGUGUAAUCGAGUGUACAUUGCCCCAUGUUUUCACCAGUUAUACCUAAGUACUGGUAAUUUACAGAAAUAUAAUUGUACAUAUUUAUUUAUUCAAGAAAAAAAACUUGUCAACAAAUAAUGUUGGGAAUAAAAAAACUGUUUUUGUAUCACAAAUUGUAGAUGUUCAUUUUAAAUACUAUUAUAUUAAAUGAUUUUUUUGCACACCUCCUGCAUUUUCUUUGUUGUUGAUUGUUCAUUGAAACUAAAUAUCUUGAAAUAUUAAAAACUAUGAAAAGAA